This is a messenger RNA of Ictalurus furcatus (blue catfish), 2781 nucleotides long. It is a transcript of the gene cd81a, whose product is annotated as CD81 molecule a. The transcript is spliced from 8 exons. Lineage: Eukaryota; Metazoa; Chordata; Actinopteri; Siluriformes; Ictaluridae. Gene Ontology annotation, cellular component: membrane. The record is from RefSeq and is a predicted model, not a curated record. The coding region runs from base 149 to 856 and encodes 235 amino acids.
AGAGGAGCACACACACACCCACACACAUUGAGCGGCCCACAAGUCUGAGUUUUCACUUGCUCUCAUCUGUCUGGUUGACACACACUCGAAAUUCACAUUUUCCUCGCUGUACAAAGGAGAACCGACGCAUUAAAACAACCCCGCAACCAUGGGAGUGGAAGGCUGCACGAAAUGCAUCAAAUACAUGCUGUUCUUCUUCAACUUUAUUUUCUGGCUGGCUGGAUGUGUAAUCCUGGGCGUCUCUCUGUGGCUCCGUCAUGACGAAAAAACCAGCAGCCUGUUGGCCCUGAAGUUUGACGGCACAGAGGCACCCAGCACGUUCUACAUCAGUGUCUACAUCCUGAUUGCUGUUGGCGCUGUGAUGAUGUUUGUUGGGUUCCUCGGUUGCUAUGGCGCCAUCCAGGAAUCUCAGUGCCUGCUGGGAACUUUCUUUGCCUGCCUGGUCAUCUUGUUUGCCUGUGAGGUUGCUGCUGGUAUCUGGGGAUAUAUUCACAAGGACCAGAUUUCUAAAGAUGUGAUCGGCUUCUAUGACACUGUGUAUGACCGAGGCUUACAGGAAACACUCACAGAGAAGAAAGAGGCUGCGGCUGCUGUACUGAAGGUCUUCCACGAGUCUCUGCAAUGCUGUGGCAAGGGUCAAGUCACCUCAGUUCUAACUAGCUGGGCGACCAAUCUGUGUUCUAAUACAGGCGUUCUGAAGGUCAAUCCGGACUGUCACACCAAAAUCAAAGAGCUCUUCAAUGACAAGAUCUACCUGAUUGGCAUCGCUGCCUUGGUUGUUGCUGUCAUCAUGAUCUUUGAGAUGAUCUUCAGCAUGGUGCUCUGCUGUGGAAUCCGAAACAGCCCUGUAUACUGAAAUACGAUUGGGCGAACCAGGCUGUGGGUGUGUGACAUCUGGAGAUACCAGCCAAUGAAAUUGAAGGAAAACUUAUUCUCCUGAUUCAUUUUUGUAUCUACCCUAAUUACCUAAUGUAGUCAAUUUGUCUUAAGGAACAAAUGAUUUUAUUCUCUGGUGUGUUAAUAUGAUACUCUGUCACUGUCUGCUGUUGUGCUGCAUGUGCAUUCUUGUGGCAACACUGACCAUGUAAACAAUGGCAGACUAGAACAGAAUUAUUAGAUGCUGUACACACACACACACACACACACACACACACAAUUAAAAAAAACCGAAUUGGAUAUGUAAAACACAUUGGCCAUUUACGUUCUGUUUUCUGUAUUAGUGUUAACAGUGAGGAUAAUUACUAUUGCUAUUGGUUUCUUUUAUUCUUUUAUUAUGUACGUAAGACUUAAUUCAUUUCUUAUGUAUGUACAAAAAAAACUGUAUAUAUUUGCAGCCUAUUGGCUUUCCAGCAUGGAUAUUGUAAUUGAACAGCCCUAUGGACCUUCUUUUCUGAAUGUGCUUGUACAUUUUCUCGUAAAGUCAACCACUAAGAAACAGUAUUGGUGAAAAGAAAGAAGGUCAGACCUUAAAACAUGCAUAUUGAAGAUGCAUUCUUGUACUUUGGUGUAGCCUAAGUAUGUGAUGCCAUGUAGCCUUGGCUUCUUUGUACCAAACAUUGUGGGCCAGCCAGCUGAUAGAAACGUAGCCAUUGCAAGCAUGACGAUGCUCUAAAAUCCUAACAAGUUUUUAGAAAUAAAAUGUCCUCUAAUGCUUAUGCUGUGAUUAAUGAUUGCCCGCAUGUUGUCCACUGAGGGAGGUUGGAAACCAGCAGAAUCAUUCACAUAGCUACUGCUGGAGUUCCUCUGACCUCUGACCCUAGGCCACCCUUACGCUCCGACUAACCCAAGCCAAAGCUCUUAUAUACACCUCCCAGCCUUAUUGACUGAAUGCCCUAUCCUUCAAAAAAAAAAAAAAAAUGAGACCGCAUUAUCUAGUAUGUCCUCUUGAUUCCUAGUGGAAUUUCUUACUCGUAUAUUGUACUCUAUAUUCUGUAAUCCAUUUUAUGGAAUGCUGUGCUUUUGAAAAAAAAAAAAAGAAAGAAAUUAAAAGAUGAUAGUAUUGUUUUGUUCCGCCAUGCUGGGAUCUUCUGACAUGCUGGGAGUUGCUUAACAAUGUCAUAGCAUAAAAAAAGUCUACUGAGUGUACUGUAAGGCUGUGGUGUGUGAGUGUGUUUUAUGUGUUGAUAGUAAAGCCUGUGGGGGAAAAUCUAGUUUUUAGGAGUCAGCCUCACUACCGCUGCCAUUAACAGCAGUUACUGUACUUCCUCUUCUCUCCACAAGGUGUCGCCCAAAUAACAUUAUUCUAAGACGCUUCCAAUGACACUUUGGUUGAUUCCUCUAAUAUUACUUGUGGAAAUACACCUGCAUCGUAUUCACUACAUAAAUAUAAUGCACUCCUUCAAUCAUCUACAUUUCUUUUAACCCAACACAUACAUGCACACACCCUUUACAUCGUUUCCUGCAUACAAGCUAUAAUUGACACUUAAUGCCUAUGCUGAUAUGCUGAUCAAAUGUCUUGUAAUAUGUACAGCUCUAUAUUAUUGUACUAAUGACUAUGUAAAGGCAUUGUGAUAUCUUUUUUCUGGUACUUUGUCAAAUAAAGGACAGAGAUUACUGUGAAAGCCAGCCAGGCCUUUGGGAUACUUGCAGGCCAACAGAAGGAGUAAGACAUCAUUUGCAUAAUAACGGUUAGAAAUUACAUGAAGAGAAAUGAUGGAAUUCGUAAUUAUGAGCUUGCGUUGGAAUGAUUUCGCUUUUCCAUUCAGCAGGACCCACUGGCAACUCUCAGUCCAAUCUCUGUCCUGGUUCACCUGAUUAAUAUUUUUUGGUUCUUUUUUGUUG